AUGCUCCUUCCCUCUCCUAUUCGAUCAGGCCCAAAUAGGUUUGAUCCUUUUCUCUUGAUUUUCCGCUUUCUUUCCUCAAAAUGGUUUCAUCCUACCCGUAUCCUAUGGCUCGAAGUCCCUUUUGUCAUGUUUAUUAUUUCCAAUGUCCCUUAUACAGAAAUCGAUUGGAUUGCUUACAUGGAGCAAAUCGGUAGCUUCCUUUCUGGCGAGAGAGACUACCGGUCCUUAGUUGGCUCUACCGGUCCUCUCGUUUAUCCAGGUGGUCACGUUUUACUAUACACGUUGCUAUACUUUCUGACAGAUCACGGGACGAAUAUCGUCAAAGCCCAGUACAUCUUUGCUUUUGUAUACCUGUGUUCUAGUUUUAUCGUUGGCUGGAUCUUCAAAACCGUCCAUGUCCCUUUAUAUCUUUAUGGGCUACUGAUCUUGUCCAAACGGCUCCACAGUAUUUUCAUCUUGAGACUCUUCAACGACAGUUUUAACAGCCUUUUUGCUUCUUUGUUUAUAUUGUUUGCUUGUAAAAGGAAAUGGACAACUUCCACCAUUUUCUUGAGUAUUGCUUGUUCCAUUAAAAUGUCAUCUCUCCUUUUCCUUCCCGCUUAUCUUGUUGUCCUUUUACAGUCUGUUGGACCAAAAAAGACUUGGCUGAAUAUUUUUUCAUUUGCCUUUGUGCAACUGCUUUUUUCGAUUCCCUUUUCUAGCUUUAUCUGGAGCUAUUGGACUCAAGCUUUCGACUUUGGUAGGGUUUUUGAUUACAAGUGGACAGUCAACUGGCGCUUUCUUCCAAAGUUUAUUUUCUACUCUCCGCUUUUUUCUCUCGUUGUCAUCUUUUUACACGUUUUUCUUUUGGUUGUGUUUGCUGUCAAGAGAUGGAACUAUCCAUCAAAAGCCUCUCCUUUACAAAUGGUCUGGUCCAUGUUGACCCUUCAACCGCUUUCAUCGGUCGCUCCCAUCUCCGUUGAUUUUAUUUUAACCAGCCUUACUACAAGCAACCUUAUUGGUAUCCUUUGCGCUCGCUCACUCCAUUACCAAUUCUAUGCAUGGUUUGCUUGGUAUGUUCCCUACAUGCUUUAUCAAGCCAACUUUUCCAUGCUCCAGACCAUACUACUAUGGGGACUUCAGGAGUAUGCUUGGAAUGUCUUCCCAAGCACGACUAUCUCUUCUAUGAUUACUGUUUUUAUUCCUGCUAUUAUUAUUCAGAGAUUACUAACUACGAACCCUAGAAGACCGUGA
This is a messenger RNA of Schizosaccharomyces osmophilus, 1233 nucleotides long. It is a transcript of the gene alg3, whose product is annotated as dolichyl-P-Man:Man(5)GlcNAc(2)-PP-Dol alpha-1,3-mannosyltransferase Alg3. The record is from RefSeq and is a predicted model, not a curated record. Gene Ontology annotation, molecular function: dol-P-Man:Man(5)GlcNAc(2)-PP-Dol alpha-1,3-mannosyltransferase activity. Gene Ontology annotation, cellular component: endoplasmic reticulum. NCBI's taxonomy places the organism in Eukaryota, Fungi, Ascomycota, Schizosaccharomycetes, Schizosaccharomycetales, Schizosaccharomycetaceae. Bases 1 to 1233 code for a protein of 410 amino acids. The transcript has a single exon.